AUGCAUUCCACUUCGGAGACCUCUAUCCAUUUGCAUACAUUCCCCUUUCGAGACCUCUAUCCAUUUGCACACACUUCUUUUCAGAGACCGCUAUCCAUUUCCAGACAUUCCCUUUCAGAGACCUACAGGUAUCCAUUUCCAUACAUUCUCCUUCGGAGACCUCUAACAAUUUGCAAACAUUCCUCUUCGGAGACCACUAUCCAUUUGCAAACAUUCCUCUUCGGUGACCACUAUCCAUUUACAUACAUUCCCCUUCGGAGAGCUCUAUCCAUUUGCCUACAUUCCACUUCGGAGACCACUAUCCAUUUGCAUACAUUCCCCUUCAGAGACCACUAUCCAUUUGCAUACAUUCCUUUUCAGAGACCACUAUCCAAUUCCAUACAUUCCCCUUUGGAGACAUCAAUCCAUUUCCAUACAUUCUCCUUCGGAGACUCUAUCCAUUUGGACGCAUUCCCCUUUGGAGACCUCUUUCCAUUUGCAUACAUUCCCCUUCGGAGACCUCUAUCCAUUUGCAUGCAUUCCCCUUCGGAGACCUCUAUCCAUUUGCAUACAUUCCCCAUUGGAGAACGCUAUCCAUUUCCAUACAUUUCCCUUCGGAUGCCUCUAUCCAUUUCUAUACAUUCCCUUUUGGAGACCUCUAACAAUUUGCACACAUUCCCCAUUGGAGAACGCUAUCCAUUUCCAUACAUUUCCCUUCGGAUGCCUCUAUCCAUUUCUAUACAUUCCCUUUUGGAGACCUCUAACAAUUUGCACACAUUCCCCUUCGGUGACCUCUAUCCAUUUCCGUACAUUCCCUAUUGGAGACAACUAUUCAAUUGCAUACAUUCCUUUUCAGAGACCCCUAUCCAUUUCCAUAAAUUCUCCUUUCGAAACCUCUAUCCAAUUGCUCACAUUCCCCUUCAGAGACCUCUAUCCAUUUACAUACAUUCCCAUGCGGAGACUUCUCUCCAUUUCCAUACAUUCCCCUGCGGAGACCUCUAUCCAUUUGCAUACAUUCCCCAUUGGAGACCGCUAUUUAUUUUCAUACAUUCCCCUUCGUCGACCACUAUCCAUUUGCAUAUAUUCCUUUUCAGAGACCACUAUCCAUUUCCAUACAUCCCCCUUCGAAAACCUCUAUUCAUUUCAAUACAUUCCCCUUUGGAGACCUCUAUCCAUUUGCAUAAAUUCCCCAUUGGAGACCACUAUCCAUUUCCAUACAUUCCCUUUCGGGCACCUCUAUCAAUUUGCAUACAUUCCAAUUUGGAGACCGCUAUCCAUUUCCAUAUAUUCCUCUUCGGAAACUUCUAUCUAUUUGCAUACAUUCUCCAUCGAAGACCUCUAUCCCUAAUGGCUACACCUUCAUUCAAGCGCUUCUUGCUUUUCUCUCUCUGCUUACCAUGA
Molecule: messenger RNA, 1380 nt
Organism: Acanthosepion pharaonis
Lineage: Eukaryota; Metazoa; Mollusca; Cephalopoda; Sepiida; Sepiidae
Source: the annotation of a GenBank genome assembly